ACCAAGCCGUGAAACAAAGUCUCUUUUAUUGGGGUUUCACUGCUGCUCUGGGGGAGUCCGAGCUACUAAGUAGCUUUUUACAGGUUUCAAGCAUGGCAGCAGAACAGGCGUUUGUCACUUUGGCCACAAAUGAUAGCUAUGCAAGAGGAGCAAUGGUGCUCGGAAAAUCCCUUAGGAACCACAAGACUUCAAAAAAGCUGGUGGUGCUCAUCGGACCCCAUGUGUCCGAUCAGUCAAGGGCAGUGCUUCAUAAGAUCUAUGAUGAAGUCAGGCUAGUGGAUGUUCUGGACAGCGGGGACACGGCACAUUUGGCCAUGAUGAAGAGACCCGAUCUGGGUGUUACGUUCACCAAGCUGCACUGCUGGAGUCUCACACACUACUCAAAAUGUGUGUUUAUGGAUGCAGACACACUGGUGGUCUCCAACAUCGACGAGCUGUUCGACCGAGAGGAGUUGUCUGCAGCGCCGGACCCCGGUUGGCCGGAUUGUUUCAACUCUGGUGUGUUCGUGUUUCGCCCGUCCAACGAAACCUACGGAAGACUUCUGCAGUUCUGCACCGAGCACGGCAGCUUUGAUGGAGGGGACCAAGGCGUCCUGAACGGCUUCUUCAGCGACUGGGCAACAGCUGACAUCACAAAACACCUUCCUUUCAUCUACAACAUGAGCAGCGUCGCCAUCUACACUUACCUUCCCGCUUUCAAACAAUAUGGUGCAAAUGCAAAAGUGGUCCACUUCCUGGGACAGAUGAAGCCGUGGAGCUACACGUACGACCCCCGGCAGAGGCGAGUGCGCGGGGACGUGGCGGCGGCGGCUCACCCCGGCUUCCUCCUGGAGUGGUGGACGCUGUACAGCGCUGAGGUGGUACCCAUGCUGACCCGAGAGUACGGAGACCAGCCCUUCUGCUCCGGCUGUGAGGAGGAUGCUGGUGAGAGCGAGGCGGUGUGUACUCAGACACUCGUGUCCUCAGCCGAGCGCAAGCAGAGAUGGGAACAGGGCCAGGCCGAUUACAUGGGAAUAGACUCUUUUGACAACAUUCAGAAAAAGCUUGAUGUUUUCCUUAAAUAAAGUUACAAUUUUAAACACACAAACUCAGCCAUGCAAGUGCCUCACAUUGCGAUAUGCUAAUUCAUCACACUCUUUGUCUUCAUACAAGCAUUUAUUGCCUGAACUUUACCUUUGAACCUCAUGCAAAAUGUGAAUUCUAAUAUACUUAGCAAUUCUUCUGAUUCAUAAAGGGAGUUUUGGGCCUCAGAAGUGUUGGCUUUCUCUUUCACUAGCUCAAAGUGCCAAUAUUGUAAUGGUGUACUCGCCAUGUUGCCAAAAGUUAUCAAUGAAAAGUAGUUUAAAUGUCACUGGAUGUAAUGUGCCAACUUGUUUACAUGUUUUCUCUCCUUAUACACUGCGUCCCAAAUCAAAUACUUCUCUACUAUGUAGUAUGUGAAAAAGAAUAUCAGUAUGAAAAAAGCAAUGUAAAGUUCCCAGAUGUCCUACUACUUCCAGCGAGAUUUGGAAAUGCACAUUCACUGGACACUGCUGUGUCCUAAAUCACAGGUUUACUCUCUUAAGUUGGUACUUAUUUUGAAUAAUUACCUCACAACCUCUAAAAAAAGUGUGUUCUAUAUAGUAUUGGAUGUGUGCAGUUUAAAUAGUAGUAGUUUAGGCAACUGCAUUAGCCAUUAUGUGACCUUCCUGCAUCAGUUGCUUCACUGUCAUUCAUAAAUCCUCUCCCGUGGCCUCAUGGGAUGGUAGUGUUCAUGGGAUGCACCUAUUUUUUACAGUCUAUGGUAUGCACACUUCAGAAUCUCACCGGAAGAAGUAGGUCAUCUGGGUACUUUUUGCCAUAUCUUUUAUGAGGCAAAGUGAAAUCAGGCCUACUUGUCACACUCUGUUUUUCAUCUGUAUUGAUGUUGGGAAGAACGCGAUUUAUGACGCUAUAGCUAGGUCACGUGACCAUAACAUGGCAUAUGUACGUCCGAAUUUCAUUCAGAACAUACUUUUUUAUAGUUCGUCAGUCAAAAUUCAAAAUAAGCUACUUAUUUGGACGCUGCAAUAUUGUAUAUUUUUUUUCGGAUAGAGGAACGAGAAUGAUAAAGUGACUGAUUACACGUUAACCAGCGGUCCAAAAAGUGUCUAAAUUGGUGUAGUCUCUUGAAAAAGUCGCUAAUCUACAGGCCUGUGUAAGGCAGUUCGAGUCCCGCUCGUGUUGAUCGCAUAAUAGGCCUACUUACGUCUAUAUUAAUUAUUGGCCUAUAAUUAUAUUUUAAAGAAGACAAAAUGUUUUGUAUUGUUUAAUCUACAUUAGUCUAUAUUUUUUUUUUUUCUUUUUAAAGGUUUUUGAGUGUUUUUUUUUUUUCUUUUUCUUUCGUCACCCUAUAUUCACAUGUUGGAUGGUGAAUUUCUGUUAACAUCUGUUGUUAUCAUUGUGCAAUUGCCACUUGUUUUUCCUCAUCAUCUUUUGAUAUUGUCUAUAUUUUUAUUUUCUUUCUUUUUUGUAUCCGUUUCCUUUUAUUCAGUGUUACAGGGCCUUUACCCCCGGCCAUAAAAUAAAGCUUUUGAAAUGAU
Molecule: messenger RNA, 2561 nt
Organism: Pimephales promelas (fathead minnow)
Lineage: Eukaryota; Metazoa; Chordata; Actinopteri; Cypriniformes; Leuciscidae
Gene: gyg1b
Product: glycogenin 1b
Molecular function (GO): glycosyltransferase activity
Source: RefSeq, a predicted model, not a curated record